CUCAAUCAAUACUCAAUCACCGCAGACCCGAAGCACCGGUGGCAUUAAGGGGACGCAGUAAUCAAUCAGAGGGUUGGCUGUAUGUUGAAGCGAAGAGUAGCCGACAAUAGAGGUUGCGUUUUUGGGGUCCGGGGAUUGGGAAACUGGGAUAGGCCAACAUCACAGCGGCUAACUGAAGGAAAGGCGUAUCUUGAACAUCCUAUUUUCCGGGAUAAUCGUUUUUGGUGUGCAGUCUCUCUGGACAGUGACAUGCAGAGAAUAUGUGACUGCUAAGGAUGAGGUGUGAACAGCUGGAGAAACUGGAGAAGACGGGACUGUAGCAGUUUCUGAUCGGAGGCGGGGCAGGGGAGGCCUCGCAACGCUGGGCAACAUGAACACUACUACCCCCUCCAUACAGGGAGAUGGCAUGAUUCACUACAUGCUGGUGCCAAUGUUCUUCAUCGCUGUCAUUGGGGUUUCUACUGCUGGGGUGCUGUACAUGUUAAAGAAGAGAAGGAUAGACCGAUUGCGUCACCAGCUGGUCCCCGUCUACACCUACGACCCGUCGGAGGCGGAGGACGGAGAACGGGAGGUUCUGCUGAGGAAUGAAAACAUGGAGAGCUGGACAGGGUUCUAUCAGCAUCAGCACCCCUCACUGGUGAAAAACAGCAGUGCUGGAGAAGUGGGUUACAUGCUGAAGCAGGACUGGUUGUAGUUAGGCACGAGGACCACACCCACUGCUCAUACUCUGUGCAUUUUUGGCUCCCUGUUCAAAUUCUAAACAACUCCCUGCACACCAAAUAAUGCUCUUCUUGCCCUUAUCCUCAGUCUUGAAUAUUUACAAUAAAAACCUGCUUGAAUCACAGCUCUAUCAAUCCCAGAUCCCAAUUCAGUAGUUGCACCUGAGCAAUGAUCUUAUUUUAUUUUUAAUUUGAAUGUACAGCAAUGUGGGCGCCUUUAACAAUACAGAAAUGCAAGUGUGAAAACCAAAAGGUGCUGUUUACAAUGACCUAAAGAUAGCGUAAACAUUCCAUCUUGCUGGCUGUACAGGCUACGUUGGAAGUGUAGUCUUCUGUGGCAGUAUUUUGGAACAACACCUAAGCACAGUCAUCAUGUUUAAACAUGUCAUGUUCUGGCUUAUCUUUCACAUGUUGUGAUCUGCACCCACUUAAUGCGAUGCUGUUGCUGAUCCAGUUGUGUUAUGUACGAAUAUAGGGUUCACGGACAAAGAUUUGUUCUCUGCUGACACUGAAUUCUAUUUAAAGUAUGCUAAAUAUGUCUUUCAUAUUAUAAAAAAAGCUUUGUAAAUGGUAAUGUUUGCCUGGCAUUGAUGUUUAGGCAUUGUAUUUUAUUUUAUCUGACCUGAAAAUGCAAAUAAGCCAAAAGUAUCUUCUGGAAUAUGUGAAUAUUUUGUCUAGUUAAGAGAUUUUAAAGAUGUUAAAACGAAUGUAAAAAUAAAGACUAUAUAUAUAUA
Messenger RNA from Conger conger (European conger), 1453 nucleotides. RefSeq names its product small integral membrane protein 29-like. The coding region runs from base 371 to 694 and encodes 107 amino acids. The record is from RefSeq and is a predicted model, not a curated record. The transcript is spliced from 6 exons. Lineage: Eukaryota; Metazoa; Chordata; Actinopteri; Anguilliformes; Congridae.